This is a messenger RNA of Jaculus jaculus (lesser Egyptian jerboa), 1386 nucleotides long. RefSeq names its product bestrophin 4 (gene Best4). Bases 1 to 1386 code for a protein of 461 amino acids. Gene Ontology annotation, molecular function: chloride channel activity. The transcript is spliced from 9 exons. The record is from RefSeq and is a predicted model, not a curated record. NCBI's taxonomy places the organism in Eukaryota, Metazoa, Chordata, Mammalia, Rodentia, Dipodidae.
AUGACAGUUUCAUACACUCUCAAAGUGGCGGAGGCACGCUUCGGAGGCUUCUCCAGCCUGCUCCUGCGGUGGAAGGGCAGCAUCUACAAACUCCUCUACAAGGAAUUCCUGCUCUUCGUUGCCUUGUACGCGGUGCUCAGCGUCAUCUACCGGUUGCUGCUGACUCAGGAGCAGAAGCAGGUGUAUGCCCAGGUGGCCCGCUACUGCAACCAUUCAGCAGACCUCAUCCCCCUGUCCUUUGUACUGGGUUUCUACGUGACCCUAGUGGUGAACCGCUGGUGGUCUCAGUACACCAGCAUCCCACUGCCGGACCAGCUGAUGUGCGUCAUCUCGGCCAGUGUGCACGGCGUGGACCAGAGCGGCCGCCUGCUUCGCCGCACUCUCAUCCGCUACGCUAACCUGGCCUCGGUGCUGGUGCUGCGCUCCGUGAGCACCCGUGUGCUCAAGCGCUUCCCCACCAUGGAGCACGUGGUGGACGCAGGUUUCAUGUCUCAGGAAGAGAGGAAGAAGUUCGAGAGCCUGAAAUCCGACUUCAAUAAAUACUGGGUCCCUUGCGUCUGGUUCACUAACCUGGCGGCUCAGGCCCGCAGGGAUGGGCGAAUCCGUGACGACAUCGCUCUCUGUCUCCUUCUGGAAGAGCUGAACAAAUACCGGGCCAAGUGCAGCAUGCUGUUCCACUAUGACUGGAUCAGCAUCCCCCUCGUCUACACCCAAGUGGUGACCAUAGCUGUAUACUCCUUCUUUGCCCUCUCCUUGGUGGGCCGCCAGUUUGUGGAGCGAGAAGCAGGGACUGCCGAACCUCAGGGGACUCUUGAGCCAGGCCAGGGGGACCUGGACAUGUACGUGCCCCUCACCACACUGCUGCAGUUCUUCUUCUAUGCUGGCUGGCUCAAGGUGGCUGAACAGAUCAUCAACCCUUUUGGUGAGGAUGAUGAUGACUUUGAGACCAAUCAGCUCAUAGACCGAAACUUGCAGGUGUCCAUGCUAUCUGUGGAUGACAUGUAUCAGAACUUGCCCCUGGCAGAGAAGGAUCCUUACUGGGAUGAGGAACAGCCACACCCACCCUACACUGUGGCCACAGCCGCAGACUCACUGAGGCCUUCCUUCCUCGGCUCCACCUUUAACCUGCGCGUUUGCGAUGACCCUGAGCAGAGUGUGCAGGUGGAGGCUUCCCCGAGAUUGGCUCCACCCGCGCCCACCCCACUGCUCAGCCGCUUUCUGGGUGCAGGAGCGCCGUCACCUGCCAUAAGCCUCCGGAACUUCGGCCGUGCACGGGGCGCCCCCCGGACCCCGCAUUUGCUGCGCUUUCGGGCGGAGGAAGGCGUGGAGUCCGAGGACCGCAUUGACGAGGCAGGGGAAUCUGCGGAUGCAGCUCUGGAAGCCUGA